This is a messenger RNA of Durusdinium trenchii, 771 nucleotides long. The record is from the annotation of a GenBank genome assembly. Lineage: Eukaryota; Dinophyceae; Suessiales; Symbiodiniaceae.
AUGGAGAGUCGCCGCUUUACCCUCUCCAGAGCACUCGGUGUUUGCGGCGAAGGUCUUCCAUUCGUUUUUGAAGCGAGCCAGUCGGUGGGGAUGUGCCCUGGCUACUUCUUGGUCUGGGUGGCACUGUUUCUUCAACUCGUUUCUAUUGGAAUGCAUACCUGUAUGAAGCUCAGCAACGAGCAGACCGAGGAGCAACGCAUCUACAAGGAGAUGCUCAAAGAGCAAGAGAGCUACGGCGCGAUGGAGGAGCAGGCAGCAUCCUUUCAAGCAGCGGCCUUUCAGGAGGCAGGCGCCUACUCGGGCUACGAUGCCACCUAUGCCACGGCGGGAUACGAUGGCAGCACCGGCUACGACGCGGCUGGCGCGCAGUAUGCGGGGUAUCCAGCGGCUGGGAGCUUUGGAGGCGCCCCGGGUGCUUCAGUGAUGCCGCAGCCCGCAGGGAUGCCGCAGGGUGGUUCCACGGGCAUUGAUUGCCGUGCGCGUGCGGUGGAGCUGACGGGUUUGCAUGGGUCCAUGAAGAGGCAUGGCAGUUUGCUGCAGGGAUUCCUCGGCGAGGAAACUGAACCUGACGCCGAGUUCGUCCCUCAUAGCUUGCAGUUAGUCGGCGUGGCUUUGUCUCGAAGCCUCAAGGCAGCCAAGGGCGUACCAGAUGGCACGGUGAUGUUGUUCACCCUGGUUUGCUUGCCACUGGUGCUCACGGCCUUUGCCUUCUUCAUCAUGGGGCGAGCCGCUGAGGAGAAGCCUCCACGCCCAGCAGAAGCGAGGCGCUGA